Messenger RNA from Nomia melanderi (Alkali bee), 1136 nucleotides. The record is from RefSeq and is a predicted model, not a curated record. NCBI's taxonomy places the organism in Eukaryota, Metazoa, Arthropoda, Insecta, Hymenoptera, Halictidae.
GGAUUCUGGGGUAUCGGUCGCGAGUUGAUUCUUAAAGGGCGGAGUUUGGAAAUGGAAGAUGAUGAUUAAUGUAAUUUUCAAAGUGAUUAAUGGUGGUUCGAUGUAACGUGGUUUUCUUGAGUCGGAAACUUACGAGAGGAAUGGCUUCGUCGUUCUGGAGGAUCUCUUCAAACCAGAAGAGGUCGACGAAAUGAGAUUCUGCGGCGAAGAGUACACGGACAACUUGCCUCCAGAGAAUGAAAGAUGCAUUUUCAACACAGUGACAUCGCAACAGAGCAAAGACACAUAUUUCUUGGAGAGCGCCAACAUAAUCAGGGUGUUCUUCGAGGGCGAGGCAUUGGAUAGUGACGGGAAAUUAAAGGUGCACCCUCGAGUUUCCUUGCACAAGAUUGGUCACGCGCUGCACUGGCUCCACCCAACGUUCAAGAAGUACUCUUUCGACGAGAGGAUAAAGGAAGCAAUGUUCCAGCUGGACUACAAAGAGCCAGCUAUCUGCCAAUCGAUGUACCUUUUCAAGAAUCCUGGCAUCGGCACGGAAAUAUCCAUGCAUCAAGACGCGACGUACUUGUACACCGAACCGGUCUCCGUGGUCGGUGUGUGGAUCGCCCUGGAAGACGCAACUCAGGAAAACGGGUGUCUAUGGUUCGCGCCGGGUUCUCAUAAAAGUGGCGUUCACCGACGUUACGUGCGAAACAAGGACCCCGACUCUAAGGACCUGUUGGUAUACGACAGCGCGAACCCCUGCUAUCAGCUGAGCAAUUUCCGGCCGGUACCGGUUAAGAAGGGUUCGGUCGUUCUCAUUCACGGGCAAGUGGUACACUUUUCGUACCCCAACAAAAGCGACAAGUCGCGGCACGCAUACACGUUCCACGUGAUCGAAACGCAGAACACGACCUAUCCGAAGGAGAACUGGAUACCAGUGCCGCCGGAGGGUUUCCCGAAACUGUACAGGAAUUGAACGCUUUCCGAACCAUGCGCCGAACAAGCUGUACGGUUUGGUCAUCAACGAAAACUAUAAUGGGGGUACAACGAUUAAACGCCGCCUGUACUUGUGGCUGUGGCCGUUUUUAUUUUUCACCUUAUACAAAAGUUAUAUCUUGUAAUAUAUAGAACUGUUAAUAAAAAGAAUAUUGUUA